Molecule: messenger RNA, 3047 nt
Organism: Argiope bruennichi
Lineage: Eukaryota; Metazoa; Arthropoda; Arachnida; Araneae; Araneidae
Product: transcription factor E2F5-like
Exons: 9
Coding region: 29-1291 (420 amino acids)
Biological process (GO): regulation of transcription by RNA polymerase II
Cellular component (GO): RNA polymerase II transcription regulator complex
Molecular function (GO): DNA-binding transcription factor activity, RNA polymerase II-specific; RNA polymerase II cis-regulatory region sequence-specific DNA binding; protein dimerization activity
Source: RefSeq, a predicted model, not a curated record
AUGUUUAUAUUAUACAUUUUCAUCGAAAAUGGCUGACAUUGGUAUGCCCAGUCGACACGAAAAAAGUUUGGGAUUAUUAACUACAAAAUUUGUUUCUUUACUUCAAGAAGCCAAAGAUGGAGUUUUGGACCUUAAAGUGGCCGCAGACACUCUUGCUGUUCGUCAGAAAAGGAGAAUUUAUGAUAUAACAAAUGUUUUGGAAGGCAUUGGUUUGAUUGAGAAAAAAUCAAAAAACAGUAUACAAUGGAAAGGUGCUGGACCAGGUUGCAAUACCAGAGAAAUAUCAGACAGGCUCGUUGUUUUAAAGAAAGAGUUAGAAUUCCUGGAUCAAAAAGAAAAAGAACUGGAGCUACAUGAACAAUGGAUAAUGCAGAGCAUUUGCAAUAUACGGGAUGAACCGGAAAAUGCAGAUCUUUCAUAUGUAUUGUAUGAAGAUAUCUGUAAUGCUUUUGAUGGUGAUACAAUGAUUGCUGUUGAAGCACCUAUUGGUACUCAGUUGUCUGUAAAUGCAAUGGAACAGGAUGAACUUGAUUCCCGAAAUAAGUUUGAGCUUCAUAUGUCUUCUUCUACUGGACCUAUAAAUGUACUUCUGCUAAAUAAAGAUUCUGCACAGCCUAUUCCAAAGGAGCCUCCAGCUGCUGAACCAAUGGUACAACUCCCUCCUGUUCCAAUACUGGAAAUUCCUAAACCAGAGACUCCCCCAAAAGUUGUUCCACCUCCCAUUGUGGAAAUGAAAAAAGAAGAACCACCAGUUGCUAAGCCUAUUGUAAGCCCUGCUAGAACUUCCAGUAGACAAACAAGACAGGCAUCCAUUGGGGUGAAACGGACCAUUGCUGCAGUCAUGAGUGGCAGUCGAUCUUUACAGAAAAGGAGAGAACUUGAGGCAGCAGAAGAAAGUGCAGCAGCGGCGGCAGCAUCAGGUCGAAUGGCAACGCGGCAAUCUCCCAGGAAAGGUCCUCCUCAACCUUUAACUGUGCUUUCACCUGUAACAAGGAAAAAAGGUGCAGCAAAAUCAGACUCUGUUGAUUCAUCACAAAAUGCAGCACUUCCAUCUACUUCAAAUAAUGAUGCAAACGAUGCAGACAAUUUGCUUGAUAUUUCCAGGGAUCUACUAUUUAACCCUUCUGCAGAUGAUAAACUGAAUGAGCAGUUUCUGGAUGAUCUUAUUUCAAAAGAGACUUUCUCACCACUUCUGAGGUUAAGUCCACCUCCAGGUGCAAGAGAUUACUUUUUUAAUCUGGAUGAAACAGAAGGAAUGUAUGAUCUCUUUGACAUACCUCUCAUUGCAUAAGCAUACAGUGCGUUAUGUAUAUUGUACAGUUGUACAGGCUCCUAAAGAUGUAAAUAUUGGAAAGAAGAAAUUAUACUUCUGCAAUAAGAAUUUUAUAAAAAAAUAUUGUGCAUAUCUAUUUAUUUCAUACCAGCAUCUUUUUUUUUUUUUUCUCCUUUUUUAGCAAGUUUCUGGAAGUGGAAUUGAUUUUUAUUUUAUUUUUACCGGGAGGUUUUUGAAAUUUGCUCUAUUGUGAAAUUGAUCGGAAAUUAUUUAUGUACAGAGUACAUAUUUUUUUUUUUAAUGAAACAUGAUAUUUCAUGUGAUAGUUAAUUAUUAAAUAAAAUUAUUAUACAUUCAAUGAUAUUAUUUCUCAAUUUUAUUUAGAAAUCAAAGAAUUAUUCUUGUUGCAAAAGUUACUGUGGUACUUCUUUUCCGUUUUUUGAAAAUGCAUAUAUGAGGCUUGCAUUGUGAAAGUAUUUAACAAAAUUUUUUCUUUUAUGUAUACAGUGUAAAACUAUACAACUGACAAGCCUUUGAUGUUGUUGUUAUUAUAUGCUAGUUAGUUUUAUUUUAUUUGUUAGCAUUAAAAGAACUUGUUUUAUAGUAUGCUAAUAAUAUGAAAUAACAGUUAAAAUCAUUUUUAACAAUAUAACUUUAUAAGUGGAAUAUAUUAUAACUUUUUCUAAAAGGAUGUGGGAAUACAUCUGUACUUAAUUUUUCUUUUAUCAGUUUGAUGGAUGUCUUAAGUGUACUUUUUUUUUUCCCCAAGUAAUAAAUUUUAGAUACAGAAUUAAUAACUUUAAUUUUCAAGUUGACACACAGAGAUAUAUUAUUCUCUUAAUCUUGUAUAUUUGAACAAUGUCUUUGUUUUAAAUUUAUUUUCUGCUAUUAUGUGUCAUUUUUUCUUUAAUUUGUUACUAAUCAUUAUUUUCAACUAUCUUCCAACUUCAUUACAGUGCAGAAACAGUUGAAAAUAUUAAUGAAUUUGUGUACCUUAAAAUUGAUAAUUUUAAUUCUUUGUUAUAUUCAUCAUAUCAGUUUUUCUCCCCCCCCAAUUUAAAUGUCAUUUAAAUAAGUUUCAGUUCCUUAUUUUUUCAAAUAACUUUCAUGGGGCUCCCCCCCCCCAAUUUCUCAUAAUUGAUUGCAAUAUCUCCUAAAAUGUUAGUCUUUAAAGAUAAAUAAAAGUUAUGAAAUGAUCUAUUUCAUGUGCAUGGUGUUGUUUUCAUUGUAAAUAGAUUGAUUAAAUGUUAAUCUUUGUACACUUACAGACAUUGCAUCUGCUUAAUGAAGCAUUUACUUAUUUUCUUAACAACCAACCACUUGUACAAAUUCAAAUGAUCCAGUUAAUAAUCUGUUGCAAGCUAGUCUGAUUCAUAGUUGUAAGUUAUCUAAAAACUGCAUCUCUGUAUGCAAUUAAUGUUGAUUUUCGUGUAAGAAAAAAAAAAUUUAUUGCAUUUAAGCAUCAGUCUCUUCUCAACUAUUUUGAAUGCAUGAGUUGCUGUGAGGAGGGAAAAAAAUCGUUCAUUAUGUUUUGUUGCAAAGAAAUUCUUUUAAAAUCCGGUAUUUUUGAUAAAGAAACAAAAUGGAAUUAUUUUCAUGCAUCAUUUGAAUUUUAUUUCAUUCAUUAUGUAUUAUAUGUUAAUAUUGUUUUUAUAUGCAUCAAAAUGUAUAAUUUUGUGUUACUUUAAAGUUUAUAGUGUUUUUAUUGAGAUGUUUAUUAUUUUGAGUUUAGAAUGACUCAUUCAUAUCGUUAAUAAAGUAUCUGUUCCUAUGA